Drosophila simulans is the source of this 556-nucleotide messenger RNA. Its product is annotated as sterile alpha motif domain-containing protein 5. The record is from RefSeq and is a predicted model, not a curated record. The transcript has a single exon. Gene Ontology annotation, molecular function: protein binding. NCBI's taxonomy places the organism in Eukaryota, Metazoa, Arthropoda, Insecta, Diptera, Drosophilidae. Bases 112 to 510 code for a protein of 132 amino acids.
CUUAAAAUGUCAUAUCUAACCGGUAAAGUGUAACGGUUUCCAGUUGUCAAACGUAACUGUUGUUUAAAGUGUUCAAUUUGAAGAUUUACAGAUUGGAAUAGAAGAACUAGGAUGUGUCAACGGGCUGUGCGCGAUUGGUUGGUGCUAUUGACCAUGGAGAAGUACAUUGAUAUAUUCAUGGAUCGGGGCUACGACUGCAUUGAACGCUGCAAGCUAAUUAUCGUCAGCGAUCUGAUAAUGCUGGGAGUGGAUAAUCCCGCUCAUAGAAAGCUCCUGCUCGAGGGAGUCCGGUUCCUGAACAACGCACCCGAGCAGUUCAACUGCAUGGAGCCGUGUGAGCUGCACCAGGAGAUCGAACUGAAACUAGACCCAGAUGUUGAGUUGUUUGCUUCGUUAAAGUUCUUGGAAAAUGUUGAUUUCCUAGAAGCACCAUAUUCGCUAACAUCUCCACAAAAUACGCUCAAAACUCGAGAUUCUUGCAAAUGGAAUGUCAAAGGUGUGGAUGAGUAACCUUCCAAAAAUUUGUUUGACUAAAUACAAACAAAGUAAAAUAAAA